Molecule: messenger RNA, 2263 nt
Organism: Salvia miltiorrhiza (redroot sage)
Lineage: Eukaryota; Viridiplantae; Streptophyta; Magnoliopsida; Lamiales; Lamiaceae
Exons: 6
Coding region: 433-2097 (554 amino acids)
Biological process (GO): regulation of asymmetric cell division
Source: RefSeq, a predicted model, not a curated record
AAUAAGUAUGCGUAGAGAGAGAAAGUUGACUAAAUGUGUGUUGGAAGUGAUUGCCUUUUCACUUAAAUAUUAAAACGCCUCGUACACACAGCACCAUCGCAGCUCGCCUUCUCUCUCUCUAGAACUCUCGUCCGAGGAUGCGUUUGUCUCUAUCUACCUAUGAUUUUAUAGGGGUUAUUGUAUUUAUGCGUAUGUGAUGCUGUGUCGUGCACCGGGCUGAGAUUUCGCCACCAUUUUUUUUUUCGCUUCUACAUAUAAUGAAAAAGGUGAAAGGGGAUUUUGGCAGUCUUUUUGUGAAUAAAUAUAAGGGGGUCGUCGAUCAAACAGACCCGGUUUAAUUGGUGAAGACAUACAGCCUUGCACCCAUGUCUGGAUAUCAAUAAAAUGUUGUUCAUCUGCAAAAGCAAAGCAUCUUUGACCUGCUGAAGAAUCAUGACCAUGAAGGAAAAUUGGAAAGAAACCACCUUUGAUUCAAGAUGUUUAGAGAGGGAGACUGAUGCCCUAGCAUUCGGGAGUAAAGAAAGAUACGCGCUAAAUGAUUCUAAAAUGGAUGCCAAUCUUACAGAAAUAGAGGCAAAAGAUAGAGAUGACUGUUCAAACUUUAAAGUUGCGGAUGACUCUUCUAUUAAUGAUGAAAAUGGAACGAUGGCUUCUCCUUGGAAGGAAGGUCAAAAUGGACUCUCACAUCAUCAAAUCAUAGAUAAUGGAACAAUAGAUUUUCCUAGAAAGGAAAGUAAAGAUGGACAAGCACAUCAUGUAAGCAGUUGGGAUAAGGAUGCAGAUUCAUUGUCUUCUGACUCGUUUGAUAUGGAGAAAGAGCAGGGAAGUCCAGAGCGUAAAAGUUUUGACACAGUUGAAGAGUUAGCAGAUUGUAAUGGAAGUGUUCCCAGAGAUUCUAAUUCUCCAUUGUUUACAGAUAAGAGUGUAUUGGAAUGUCGUCUUCCAGAGUUGGAGGUUUGCUAUAGAGAGAUUGAUUGUCAAAUUUUGAAGGAUAUCUGUGUCGAUGAAGGUAGGCCUGAGGAAGAUGCAAACGAGAUAGAAAGUUCCAUAUUUCCCCUGCCUCCUAAUGACAAUGAUGGUCUUGAGGCUAAGGAAGAUUCCUCAAUGGAUGCCGAUAGCUUUACUGCUGAUCAAUGUGGGAGCAAAGAAGAAAAUGAUGGCAAAAAACUGAUCUCUAUGGAAAAGACUGAUUCUUGCCUAGAGAACGCAGUGGAGACAAGUGAAGCAUGCUCUGAUGGAGCUGGCAGGGCUGAGACUAAUUCUUCAGAUGACUCCCUUGCAGAUAGGAAACUUCCAGACGAAGAUAUUGGUACUCUGCCUGACCAGGUUCUUGAUCAAGUAGCAGUUCUUCAAACUCCUGCUGCGUCAUCAGCUGAAGCAGGAGGCACAAGGAAAGAUGUUCAAGCUACCUGUCUAGCAUACAAUAGCAAGAUUGAAAAUGGAACCAUUAUUUUCAACUUCAGCUCCCCUGAUGGGGUGGUAGUUGGCAACGGCAUGCCUGAAGAUGUGAAGGAACAGUCUGCUGAGUCGGGGGAUGCACACAAGGAUGUAAAUGCCGAAAUUCUUCCAGCUUCCAUGGAAGCAAAAGUUCAGUGUGCAAGCAACGGAGAAGAUGAUUCCCACCAGCAAUCCCUGGUAAGCAAUGAAGGGAAUUCUGAUGGUGGGUCAACUAUAAGCGAAGGAUCCCCUGAACAUAAACAAGCAAAUUCUGAUGAUAUUUCCAUGGAUGAUAGCCCAUUUAAGUCUCCUAGCAACACGGGCCCAGUUGCCACAAAUGAUGCACAGGCUUCUCAGGCAAAUUGUCCAAACCCCGACAAAAGGGAAUCCGGAGAUGUUCCAGUUGCUAACCAGUUACAACAUGAUAUGGGCGAGACGAGCUUCUCUGCAGCUAGCAUGAUCACUUAUUCUGGGCCAAUAGCCUAUUCUGGGAGUCUCUCUCAUCGGUCUGAUGGCAGCACAACAAGCGGGAAAUCAUUUGCUUUCCCAGUAUUACAGUCCGAGUGGAAUAGCAGUCCAGUUCGAAUGGCGAAAGCGGAUAGGAGAGAUUUUAGGAAACACAAGGGCUGGAGAUCAGGUCUUCUCUGCUGUAGAUUCUAAGUGCUUCUGUGAUAGGUUAUUAGUGAACAAAUAUACGUCUGAAAAUUUCAGAAAUGGAGUAUUGUAAGUAUGUGAGUCGAUAUUUAUACGACAGGUUUUUGAUUGUCACAGCUGCUGCCAUAUGAUAUCCACUGUUACAUGCGCAGGGCUUAAACCUUUUCUUUCA